This is a messenger RNA of Eriocheir sinensis (Chinese mitten crab), 5132 nucleotides long. RefSeq names its product low-density lipoprotein receptor-related protein 1B-like. The record is from RefSeq and is a predicted model, not a curated record. The coding region runs from base 103 to 2436 and encodes 777 amino acids. NCBI's taxonomy places the organism in Eukaryota, Metazoa, Arthropoda, Malacostraca, Decapoda, Varunidae. The transcript is spliced from 18 exons. Gene Ontology annotation, cellular component: plasma membrane. Gene Ontology annotation, molecular function: protein binding.
GAGACUACUUGGUUCUGUACAAUUUUUCUGAUGUUCAUUUUCCCCCUCAUGCCCUUCAUAGAUCUCAAUGAUAAUAAUAACAAUAGUAAGACAUACCUGUGAAUGACUAUCUGUCCCUCUAACUGUCUAUGUGAUGUCAGCGCGGGGCGUCACGUUGAGCACCACAAUAUGAUGAGUCCGGAGGAAUGCUUUGCUCCACACCUGCCGAGGGAGCGUGGCACACCGUUCAGUGUUUCCUGCGGUGCCCGAGCGCAAGGAAAGGGCCGCUGCUGCCUCCCAGGGCCUCAGCCGCGUCAUCGCCUGCACGUGUGGAGGUGUAACGGGGAAGGUGUCUCCUGCUGCCUUGUAAUUAUUUCCCCGAUGGCGGAUAAGGAGGGUCGCGUCGGGGUGUUCGUGGUGGCCGUGUUCAUCCUGGUGGCUGCCACGGCGCCGCUCCAGAGCCACGGGGCGGAGGAACCCUUGGACAAAGACGGGAAAGUUCUGAAGCAACUCAUCAGCCACAACAAGGACCUCAGCGGCCGCCUAACACUGGCCAUGGGGGACAUUCUGCGCAGGCGACAAACCAGCGGGUGCACCUUAGGUCUGUACGAGGCGCAGAAGUCGGCGACGAAGAAGGCCCAGCUCUUAGCGCGGGAGUUGGCCGUCAUUGCCAUCAGCUUGUACAAGGAGACCCGCAGAUUCCAGGCGCCGGAGCUUGGCACUUGCACGAACCAAUGUCUGGAGAACGAGUGGCUGUGCAAGACCGGCAAAUGCAUCCCGCUGGCCCAACGCUGCGACGCCAAGAACGACUGCGGGGACAUGUCCGACGAGGGCCCCUACUGCAUGGCUGGAUGCGGGCCGGACAGUUUCAGGUGCCCGACUGACAACAAGUGCCUCCCCUACUCGGCCAGGUGUAACGGCGUGCCUGACUGUACCUACGGCAUCGAUGAAUACUGCCAGACCUCGUGUGGCAGCGGGCAGUUCUUGUGCCUCCGCGACCAGCGCUGCAUUGACCACCACUGGACUUGCGAUGGUCACCUCGACUGCUCAGACGGCGCCGACGAGAAGCUGUGUGGAUGGAAGGAGAGCGUGGCGACAAACACAUCACAGCUCAACAGUCCUCGUCUAAAAGUCUGUCAGCAUGGGGAGUUCCGGUGUGCGACGGGGAACACCUGCAUCCCCUUACACCUGGUCUGUGAUUACGCUUUGAACUGCGGCGACGGAAGUGACGAGAGAAACUGUCCUGUGAUUACCACACCGGCACCCACUACGAUACCUCAGCGGAUGUGCCCACCGAACAUGUUCCAGUGUGCUUCGACGCAGAGGUGCAUCUACUCCUGGUGGAGGUGUGACGGCCACAGCGAGUGCGAGGACGGGAGCGACGAGCUGGCCUGCCCGCACGGGACAAAGUGUGGCAAAAACCACUUCUUCUGUUUACGAGACAAAACUUGCAUUGCGGCCAACCGCCGGUGUGACGGGGUGACGGACUGCUCUGACACCAGCGACGAGGUGGGCUGUACCCCGCCACCACCACCGCCGCUACCACAACCAGUGACGCUGCCGCCGAGGGUGAAGUUUUGCCACCACGGAGAGUUCCGCUGUGUGAGGGACAACAGCUGCAUCCCCUCACACUUGGUUUGCAACUAUGUCCUCAACUGUAACGACGGAAGUGACGAGAGCAACUGUCCGGCGACCACCACACCAGCGCCCGCCUCGACCACUCAGUCGGUGUGCUCCGGGUUCAAAUGCCGGUCCGGUUGGUGCAUCCCUAACGAGUACGUGUGUGACGGUUACCGAGACUGCUUCGGAGCCGACGACGAGCGGAACUGCGACUCACGAACCACACCCACAACCUCAACCUCAACCACACCCACAACCUCAACCUCAACCUCAACCACACCCACAACCUCAACCACACCCACAACCUCAACCACACCCACAACCUCAACCUCAACCACACCCACAACCUCAAUUUCAACCACAACCUCAACCACAACUACCGAAGGCGUCACUGAAACGACGACCGAGCCGGGGAUACGUUUCGGAGUGACCUCGACAACACCCUUCUUCGUCCCCGUCACCUUCGACACUCCCACCUCCACCACAACAAGCACCACCACCACAACCACCCCUGCAACCACCACCACCACCACUCCCAUGACGGCGGCAGAUCAAGUGGCUGACGUGACAUGCAACGCUGGCUCCAUCCCCUGCACAGCCGAAAGUUGCAUCCAUGAGCGCCUUGCCUGCUCCAGGCUUGCCCGAACCGUGUGCACCAUUAUGACGAAGGCGGUGCAAGAGACGUGUGAGCUAUGUCUUGCAAGUGGCGUGAGGGGAGGAGACUGCUUCGACAGGUCCGGACUUAGUGUCAAAAGGUGCAGAAAUUGGGGUUGGAGCUCAUCAAAGUGCCAAACCCUCAUAAAUCGGUUCAAGUUCCACCAACAUCACAAAGGCUGAGGGAGUGGCUGUCCAGCUGGUUGCUUUGCCUGGAGGCAGGGCGGCAGGGCCAGGGGUGAUACAGCGCAUGAUGCUGGCCAUUGUUAGAAGAUUUGUCAGUUUUGUGACAUGAAAGAAUGAAAAAACAUGUUCCUCUGGCCCCAAGGUCAUCGGAUAUAAUUUAUGACAUAAUGCACAGAGUUUGUUCUUAAAAUGCUUUUUGCAUGUGCUGUAGAAGCAAUCUUGUCUUUAACGUGUUAAGAAUAUUUCAAAGGUGGCAAAUUAGAUUACUUAACUUAAAGACAUGACAGCAUGACGUUAAUGCAUACCAAAACUGUUUUGUUAGGGCAUUGAAGAUGUAGAAACGUAAGGAGUUUUGAUCUUUCUAUGCAACUUCUCUUUAAACAAAUACCUACAUGAACCGAAGCUAAGUUAUUAGUGUACAUGGCGUAUUAGUGGUAUACAUAAAUAUUUUUCAUUCCCAAGUGAUAGAUAGCACCAUAAACAAUAUUGGAAGUGUGCAUGACUAGGUUUGAGUUUGUUUGCUGAGACAGAUGUGUUACUCUCCAUUUCCGCAAUCUAUAAUGCCAUGAAUAUUUUCAGUGGUCCCUUCUAAGUAACACUAGUUUCGUUAAAUGAGUGUGUCUACAUAUCCAUCUGAAUUUGUUGUAUACUCUGUAUAAUGCUGAACUGAUAUUCUUAUUAAGUUCCAGCUGUCUUAUGCAUGUAUUAAGAUGUUUAUCAUGCUAGCAUCAAACUAUCACUGGGCUAUUUCACGGAUUUAAAGUAUUAUCAGCCAGCGUAAACGGUGAUACUGGCAGGGAGUUCCCUGAUGUCUCUAAUGUAGUGGAACAGCAGGGAUUUGGAAGUGAAGAGAAGUAUAUAAGAGACGAAUAACUUCACACCUGGAGUUUGUUAUUUUUACCCUUACUGUAUCGGGUUUAGAAGUUCUUUUAACAAUGCAGUAGUUGUGAUAGCGGCAGCCUAGCUAUAUAAAGGCAGAUGAUAGUAAUAAGUCACUUACAUGAAUGUGUAGGCUACAGGGUAAGCAUGGAUGAGCGGGCCUAUAGUAGUCGCCGUCCUUGCCCACGACCCCACAGUCAAUCAAUCAAUGGGGGCAUACACCUCGCCCACCCUACGACGCCAGACCCGGGGGUCCCUCCGGGGGAGUCUCCAUGAAGGCCCCUUUCUCAUCCGAAGCACUUCCUUUUUUUUUCAGUCAAGGGUAUAGUACGAAGAGGAAGUGGAUUAGUUGUGAAGGUACAAGUGGGGGAAUAGGAAAGACAGUAGGAGUGUAUCUACAGUUGUUUGGUCACUUUGGUGUAGGUUUGUUAGUUAGCAGCUUACUUCCCCAGUCUCCCCGGUGCCCCUCUACCCCAACGCUUCCAUUCAUUUCAUUCAUUCAUUUCAUUUCUAGGGGACCGGCGGAGGGCCACUCUCAGGUGGCAUGAUAUGCGGAGAUUGUGCGGGGAAUUCAAGGGGCCAGGACAGGAUUAGAAUAAGGGUUAGGAUGAGGAAAGGUAUUGGGAUAUGGUAAAGGGCCAGGAUUAGGGAGAAUAUGAUUGAUGAUCCUAUUCCUAAAUGUGUCAAGAGUGGGACUAUUAACUACAUGAGAUGGGAGAUGAUUCCACUCUUGGAUGCUGCGGGGAAAGAAUGAAUAUUUGAAUAUACUUGUGUUAGUCUGGUAAGUGUGGUAUUUAAGGUUGUGGCUGCCUCUAGUGGAUCGUGUAGUUGUAGGGUGUAAUUUGUAAAUAAGUGUCUUUGUUUAUGUCUCCUAAAUUGUUUGUGAUUUUAUAGAGCAUUUGUUGUCUGUGUAUUUGUCUUCGUGUUGCUAAUGGGUCUAGUUUUAUGUCUUGUUUAAAGCAAAGUGACUGAUGUAGUGUGUCUGUAAUCACGUCUGGCCCAUCUUGCAGCUUUGUUUUGUAUGGCCUCUAAUUAUGUUAUUGUUAGUGUGUGGGUCCCAGACUGUGUCACAAUAUUCUAUGUGUGGCCGAAAGAGUGUUUUAUAUGCAAGAAUUUUGAUGUCUGUGUUACACCUGCUAAGGUUCCAAAGCAGGAACUCUGUGAGGUCUCCGGUUUGUAAUGUCUGUGAGAAUAUAACCUGCAGGAUAGGCGCAAGAAUGCAAGAAUUAGCUUUUAGUGUCCUGCAGGUGUUAUGCAGUCAUUCCUACCAUUGUAUCUUUUUAGUUUCAUGCUGCUAUACCGACACAUGUAUUACUAUAGUUGUAUAAUCACAUUCCGCCCUGCCUGGGGGUUGGGAUGGCAUAUAUGCUCCUCCCUUCUCCCUUGUUUACCUGCAACAAUAAACUAUUAAUCAAUCAAUCACUUUUAUUUUCAGUAUUACAUCACUUAAGCACUUCAUCCUGCAGGGUAUUCCACCAGCUGGCAACACUGCGCGAAGGUAAACAACACCUCCAGGUCACGUCACCACAGCGGCGGGGACUGCGAUGUCACUUGUAGCCUCGGCCGUGCCCCUCCUCGCCCCCUCGCCCUGAGUUAACAGGUUCUAAUGCAGAAAACCAGCAGUGAAAAAGUUGCUACUUCUGACAAGAUGGCCAGCUCAUCAGAUCCAUCAAAAUCCAGCAACUCAGCUCUGACAAACGUAGCACCUCCAUCAGCCCUUCCUUCCUUUCUUACCUCACCUCUCCCAUCAGCUGCUCCCCCCUCUGCUCCUCCUUCUGGCCCAUCCCCUCCUCCUAACGCUGCUGUUCCUCCCG